Molecule: messenger RNA, 594 nt
Organism: Diaporthe batatas
Lineage: Eukaryota; Fungi; Ascomycota; Sordariomycetes; Diaporthales; Diaporthaceae
Exons: 3
Coding region: 1-594 (197 amino acids)
Biological process (GO): isoprenoid biosynthetic process
Molecular function (GO): prenyltransferase activity
Source: RefSeq, a predicted model, not a curated record
AUGCAAAACCUGAUGAUCGGUCAGAGCUUAGACCUGAUCUGGACAUAUCAGGUAUCUGCGCCGACGGUUGAAGAGUAUCUGCAGAUGGUCGACGGCAAAACGGGCGGCCUCUUCCGCAUGGUAUCAAGGCUCAUGGCCACUUUAUCGGAAUCUCCGGGCGUCAGAACAACUGAACUAAACAGUCUGAUGACACUGCUGGGCCGAUACUUUCAGAUCCGCGACGAUUAUCUCAAUUUGGCCUCUGCGGAGUAUACGCAAAAGAAAGGUUUCUGUGAGGAUCUUGACGAAGGGAAAUACAGUUUUAUCCUACUACACGCCCUGGAGAACUGUGACCGCACCACGCGCGCGCUGCUAAAUAACAUGCUGGUAGAGCGGCGUGUUGCUGGACAGGCAGGCCCAGGCCACAAGGAACUCAUCCUCUCCAUAUUGGAGCAGAGCAAGUCCUUCCAGUACACCGUGGAGAUGCUCGCGGUGCUUUUCGACGAGAUGUUGGUCGCGGUCGACGCGAUUGAGAGGAGCACAGGACGAGGAAACAAGCCCAUAAGAAAUUUGCUUGCGGCACUGGAAAUUAAGAGGGACGUGGGCUGCGAAUAG